GGGAGUGUCAGUGUGUGCCUCAGUUCAGUGUCAGGCAGUCAGGAAAGUGUAGGGUACAUGCCUGGCACACUGUGGGGUUGGUUUACUGCGGGGUGCGUGCUGCUGCUGGCUGUUGGCACAUUACACUAUCUAGAAAACUUGGACACAACGGAGAUACCAAGGAUGGAGAAAGACCUUAGUACUCUGCAAGAUGACUACAAAAGACUUAACAAGUCUUGUUUUAUUCUUGGUGCUACCGGAGAGACGGGCAAGGCACUGCUUAAAGAUAUUGUGACUAGUCAGCUGUUUAAUAAAGUCACAGUCAUUGGACGUAGAAAAUUACCUUAUGAAGAUGAAGCUUACAAAGAUGUGGUUCAAGAAGUGGUAGAUUUUGAAAAACUGGAUGAAUAUUCUUCAGCGUUCCAGGGACAUGAUGUUGGAUUCUGUUGUUUGGGAACUACCAAAGCAAAAUCAGGAGAGGCAGGAUUUAUUCGUGUGGAUCAUGACUAUGUGGUGAAAUCAGCAGAGUUAGCAAAAGCUGGUGGAUGCAAACAUUUUAAUUUGGAAUCAUCCAAAGGGGCAGAUAAAAAAAGCAGUUUCCUUUAUCUGAAGGUUAAGGGAGAAGUUGAAGCUGAAAUUGAAGAAAUGGGAUUUGAUCGUUAUUCAAUUUUUAGACCUGCUGUUCUUCUUGUUGACAGACAGGAGUCUCGUCCUUCAGAAUGGUUUGCAAGAAAGAUGCUUGUUCCUAUAGCAUACAUGUUUCCAACUGCUUUCUCUGUACCUAUAACAACCGUGGUUAAAGCCAUGUUGAACAAUGUAGUACUACAAAAUAACCACAAGGUGGAGCUACUGCAGAACAAGGAUAUUCAUAUGCUGGCAAAUUUAGGAACACCUAAAAAUUAAAGCCCUACUUUUCAGUAUGAUCUUUGCCGUAAGACUACAUAACAUAUUAGUUUGAUGGGUGCUCAUAUAAUAAGGUGGCUUAAUAUUUUAUAUGUCAUUUUAUCAGGUUUUCAAAACUCAUAAAUUGCAUAAAUACUUAAAAUGACUAAAUACCUUAUGUGAUGAAUGUAACACCAAAAUAUUUAAUAUAAAUUGUUAAGGGAUAUAUUUGACAUAUGGCUGUCGGUUAUAUAAUUUUGUGCAAUAUUUCUAUUACUCAUUAGCCAAUCAAAUAAUUGUGUUUACCAAUUUUUUAAAAUUAUUUAAAGAGAUGUUAUUUUUGCUAAAAUGUGCACAAAGGAUUUAUUACUUGCUAAUUACAAAGAUAUAUUAUAUUAUAUAUAUAUAUAUAUAUAUAUAUAUAUAUAUAUAUAUACAUACAUGCAUAUUUAGACAUGUAUAUGUAUGUAUAUAUAAAAUAUAGCCCUUUACUGUUAAACACCUUCCCUGGUUGUGUGUGUCCAUUGCAGCCUGUCAAAUGCAUAUGGCAUUAUCCUGGUGCAUAAUGACAGUAUGUGUCACCCUCAGGGGAGCUGAGAUAAGCUUUCUAUUUUAUGUUUAGCUACUUCGUAAGUAAAGUUUUACAUUUGUUGUAUACCUUUUAUCAGUUUGUAUGGGUAUUUAUAUUUGCACUAGUAACUGCAGUGCUUUCAUUUUUUUUUUAGAACCAACACAUCAGGCUUUGUUUUUUUCAAUACCAGAUUUGUUAAAAUUAUUUUUGUUAUUGUUUUCUAAAUAUUACUAAAGUGCUACUUCCCAAAACAUGUUCAUGUGCUGUGUCACUGGAAAAGAUACAGAUUAAAAGAUUCAUUUUACAUAAA
Messenger RNA from Bombina bombina (fire-bellied toad), 1742 nucleotides. It is a transcript of the gene HTATIP2, whose product is annotated as HIV-1 Tat interactive protein 2. Gene Ontology annotation, cellular component: cytoplasm. The record is from RefSeq and is a predicted model, not a curated record. Bases 58 to 882 code for a protein of 274 amino acids. Lineage: Eukaryota; Metazoa; Chordata; Amphibia; Anura; Bombinatoridae. The transcript is spliced from 6 exons. Gene Ontology annotation, biological process: import into nucleus.